Molecule: messenger RNA, 1297 nt
Organism: Oncorhynchus kisutch (coho salmon)
Lineage: Eukaryota; Metazoa; Chordata; Actinopteri; Salmoniformes; Salmonidae
Product: myozenin-1
Exons: 6
Coding region: 182-919 (245 amino acids)
Cellular component (GO): Z disc; actin cytoskeleton
Molecular function (GO): telethonin binding; actin binding; FATZ binding
Source: RefSeq, a predicted model, not a curated record
CAGUCUCCUCGCAGACCCUUAAGCAGCUCCCACCCACCCAGCCCAGCACCUACACUGUCUCUUGGGUGUACAGGAGGGUAGGCACUGGGACACUUUCUGGAAUACUUUCAACUCUUCUUCUCCUCCUUGAACAUUAUUUUCUUCUUCUCUAAUUCCUGAGAAUUCUCCUGAGGCUGCAGGCAUGCCUCUCUCGAUUUCCGCCCACCCUAACAAGAGGAAGAAGGUCAACAAGAUCAUUACUGAUCUGACCAACAUCACCCAGGAUGAUGAAGAGUCGAACCCUGAGGCGUCCGAAUUUGAUCUGGGCACAAAGAUCAACACUCCUAAAGACACCAUGUUGGAGGAACUGUCUCUUUUGACCAACAAGGGAUCCAAGAUGUUCAGGAUGAGGCAACAGAGAGUGGAGCACUUCAUCGUCACCAACGAGAAUAUGAAUCUCCAGCAGCUGGUUCCAUCCCUGGGGUGUGAGACGACAGCCCCACCACUCACUCAGGAACUGGAGCACGAGGAGGAUAAGGAGGCAGAGGAAGAAAAGAAGAGACAGCAGUACGUGCAGACUUACGUGUCGCCGUGGGAACGAGCCAUGAGGGGAGACGAGUCCCUGACCUCUACCAUGCACCACCACAUGGCUGGACCACAUACCCCCCACGACAUGCCUAAGUUCAAGAGCUUCAAUAGGACGGCCCUGCCCUAUGGCGGCUCCGAGAACGCGGGAGGCCACUUGACCUUCGAGCCUCCCGAGAUCCUAUUCGCCCAGCUGGAGGCGGAGUCCCUCCACUCCCUGCAGGGGGACAUUAGGUCCCGCCCCUCGUUCAACCGCACCCCCAUCGGCUGGGUGUGUAACCUGGAGGACAACUCACACAUCCACAUGGAGCUGGACAACAUGCUGCCCUUUGACGGAGAGACGGAUGAUCUGUAGACACACACACACACACACACACACACACACACACACGCACACACACACACACACACACACACACACACACACACACACACACACACACACACACACACACACACACACACACACACACACACACACACACACACACACACACAACCCAGCUGUACUUACACACAUAUGUUGAUGUGUACAGGUAUUUAUUUGCAUGAAACAUACAUGGAUGAAGAGAGAAGAGAAGAGACAGAAGGUGAUGGUGAUGAUGAAGGCGAUGAAGGCGAUGGUGAUGAUGAAGGGGGAAAAGAAAGUGAUGAAGAUAAUAAGACAAUAACCUUGACAGUAGGAAAUGUAGCCUGGAUUAAACUGUAUUUACCAAUAAACCUUUCCGUGUAC